Messenger RNA from Molossus molossus (Pallas's mastiff bat), 6766 nucleotides. It is a transcript of the gene KIF26B, whose product is annotated as kinesin family member 26B. The coding region runs from base 449 to 6766 and encodes 2105 amino acids. Gene Ontology annotation, molecular function: microtubule motor activity; ATP binding; microtubule binding. The record is from RefSeq and is a predicted model, not a curated record. NCBI's taxonomy places the organism in Eukaryota, Metazoa, Chordata, Mammalia, Chiroptera, Molossidae. Gene Ontology annotation, biological process: microtubule-based movement. The transcript has 15 exons.
ACCACGCUGCGGGAAGGAGACUAGUUCCCACAGCCGGCUCGCCGGCGGGGGGCAAGGCGAGGGCUCGCCCACCUUCUCUGCGGCGGCCACGUGCCCUGAUUGUAAGCCUCCUUUCCCUGGUGGAGGAACACGGACUUACUUGGCUGAGGGAAAUGCCAAUUAUCUGGAUGUGACCGUGGAAAGAGAACGUGUGACUGGAGGAGGCAGAAGAGGAUGAGGAAAAGCAGUAUUUGAAGAAAGGAUAAACCACCCACUCCAACCCUCUCUGCAAAUUGGUGCUAUUACCUCUGGGGCCCAUUUGCUUUCAUUCCCCCUCCCCCCAAUUAAGAAACCUUGACUUGAGGGCCAAAAGACAGCCCCCUGCAACUGGGAGACCCUUCUGGGUUGGAAGACCUUGUGGAUGUAGCGCUGGUGGAACAUUAAGACACUCUCUUCUGAAAAAGCCACCAUGAAUUCGGUAGCUGGGAAUAAAGAGAGGCUUGCGGUCUCCACCAGGGGCAAGAAAUACGGGGUGAAUGAGGUCUGCUCGCCCACCAAGCCCGCGGCACCCUUCUCCCCGGAGAGCUGGUACCGGAAAGCGUACGAAGAGUCGCGCGCCGGCAGCCGGCCCACCCCGGAGGGCGCAGGCUCGGCGCUCGGCUCAUCGGGGACCCCGUCCCCUGGCUCCGGCACUUCGUCCCCGAGCUCCUUCACGGGCUCCCCGGGCCCCGCCUCCCCAGGCAUUGGCACCAGCUCGCCAGGCUCCCUGGGCGGCUCUCCGGGCUUCGGCACUGGCUCCCCGGGCUCGGGCAGUGGUGGCGGCUCCUCCCCCGGCUCGGACCGCGGCGUCUGGUGCGAGAACUGCAACGCCCGCCUGGUGGAGCUGAAGAGGCAGGCGUUGAGGCUGCUGCUCCCGGGGCCCUUCCCCGGCAAGGAUCCUGCGUUCUCGGCUGUAAUCCAUGACAAGCUCCAGGUGCCCAACACCAUCCGCAAAGCAUGGAACGACAGGGACAACCGUUGUGACAUUUGUGCCACACACCUGAACCAGCUGAAGCAGGAGGCCAUCCAGAUGGUGCUGGCCUUGGAGCAGGCAGCGGGCAGUGAGCAUGACGGCCCCCCUGGCUCUCCUCCGCCCCUCUCCAACGUGCCCACCCUGGGGGGGGCCCGGCACGCGGCAGGGCUCCAGCAGCCCAGAGACUGGGCCUUCGUGCCCGCCUCCUAUGCCUCCUCCAACUACACAGCCUUCGUCACCAACAAGCACAACAGCAAACCCAACAGCCUUGGAGUCAGCAAUGGGGCGGAGAAGAAGAGUGUGUCCCCAACCCAUCAGGCCAAAGUCAGCCUCCAGAUGGCCACCAGUCCCAGCAAUGGGAACAUCCUCAACUCGGUGGCCAUCCAGGCUCACCAAUACAUGGAUGGCACCUGGUCCCUGUCAAGAACCAACGGGGUCACCCUGUACCCCUACCAGAUCUCCCAGCUGGUGACAGAGACUGGCCGGGAGGGCCUGUCAGAAGCCGCGCUGAAUCGCUACAAUGCCGACAAGCCGUCAGCCUCCAGCGCCCCGGCCUCACAGGGCUCCUGCGCGGCCCCCGAGCCGUCCCUGGGCACCUCGGUGGCCGCAUCCUUCUUCGCAAGAGCUGCCCAGAAGUUAAACCUGUCUUCUAAGAAGAAGAAACAUCGACCUUCUACUUCUGUCGCUGAGCCGCCACUCUUUGCCACCAGCUUCAGUGGCAUUCUGCAGACCUCCCCUCCCCCGGCCCCGCCCUGUCUGCUGAGGGCCGUCAACAAGGUGAAGGACACCCCAGGCCUGGGCAAGGUGAAAGUCAUGCUUCGAAUUUGUUCCACGUUGGCCCGCGAUACCUCAGAAUCCAGCUCUUUCUUAAAGGUGGACCCACGGAAGAAGCAAAUCACCCUGUAUGACCCCCUGGCGUGUGGGGGUCAGAAUGCCUUCCCAAAGAGAGGCAACCAAGUUCCUCCUAAGAUGUUCGCCUUUGAUGCGGUUUUCCCACAAGAUGCUUCUCAGGCGGAAGUGUGUGCUGGGACCGUGGCAGAGGUGAUCCAGUCUGUGGUCAACGGGGCAGACGGCUGCGUGUUCUGUUUCGGCCACGCCAAGCUGGGAAAGUCCUACACCAUGAUCGGGAAGGACGAUUCCAUGCAGAACCUGGGCAUCAUCCCCUGUGCCAUCUCCUGGCUCUUCAAGCUGAUAACUGAACGGAAAGAGAAGACUGGAGCCCGUUUCUCGGUCCGGAUCUCAGCCGUGGAAGUGUGGGGCAAGGAGGAGAACCUGCGAGACCUGCUGUCCGAGGUGGCCACGGGCAGCCUGCAGGACGGCCAGUCCCCGGGCGUGUACCUGUGCGAGGACCCCAUCUGCGGCACGCAGCUGCAGAACCAGAGCGAGCUGCGGGCGCCCACGGCGGAGAAGGCCGCCUUCUUCCUGGACGCGGCCAUCGCGUCGCGCCGGGGCAGCCAGCAGGACUGUGACGAGGACGACCUCCGCAACUCGCACAUGCUGUUCACCCUGCACAUCUACCAGUACCGCAUGGAGAAGAGCGGCAAGGGCGGAAUGUCGGGGGGCCGCAGCCGCCUGCACCUCAUCGACCUGGGCAGCUGUGUGAAGGCGCUGAGCAAGAACCGGGACUGCGGCGCGGGGCUGUGCCUGUCGCUGUCCGCCCUGGGCAAUGUCAUCCUGGCUCUCGUCAACGGCAGCAAACACAUCCCGUACAAGGAGAGCAAGCUCACCAUGCUGCUGCGCGAGUCCCUGGGCAACGUGAACUGCCGCACCACCAUGAUCGCCCACAUCUCGGCCGCGGCCGGGAGCUACGCCGAGACCCUGUCCACCAUCCAGAUCGCCUCGAGGGUCUUGAGGAUGAAGAAAAAGAAAACGAAGUACACGUCCAGCUCCUCGGGGGGAGAGAGCUCCUGUGAAGAAGGCAGGAUGCGCAGGCCCACGCAGCUGAGACCCUUCCACGCCAGGGCUGCCGUGGAUCCUGACUUCCCGAUCCCUCACCUGUCCAGUGACCCCGACUACUCCUCCAGCAGCGAGCAGUCCUGCGACACGGUCAUCUACAUUGGGCCCAACGGCACGGCGCUGUCUGACAAGGAGCUCACGGACAACGAGGGCCCCCCAGACUUUGUCCCCAUCGUGCCGGCCCUGCAGAAGCCCAGGGGCGACAGCCGGCCGGCGGAGGCCGGGGAGGCCGCGGCCAGCACGCCGGAAGGGGACUGCCUGAGGUGCAGCACGUUCGCGGAGCUGCAGGAGAGGCUGGGCUGCAUCGACGGCAGUGAGGGGCCCACGCACUUCCCUUUCGAAGAGCUGCCUGCCCAGCUUGGGGCCGAGCAGGCAAGCAAGGGCCCCCCGCUAAGCCAGGAGGCUGGGGCCGGCCCUCUCUGUGAGUCUGACAAGGAAGAGAACGGGCCAGGCAGCCCCGACCGAGGUGGCACUGGCCCCCCGGCCUCCAGAAUGCCCAGAAACCACUCGCCUGUCCCUGCUGCCACCCUGCCCCCCGGCCCCGCCCCCGCCUCGCCCAGGAGCAUCCCAGGCAGCAGCAGCCAGCACAGUCCACCCCAGCUCGUGCACAGCCCCAGCCUGCAGAGCAGCCGAGAAAGCCUGAACUCCUGUGGCUUUGUGGAAGGCAAGCCCCGGCCCAUGGGCUCCCCUCGGCUGGGCAUCGCCAGCCUGUCCAAGACCUCAGAGUACAAGCCAGCCAGCUCCCCUUUGCAGCGAUGCAAAGUCUACACCCAGAAGGGUGUCCUGCCUUCUUCGGCCCCCCAGCCCCCGUUGAACAAGGACUCUGGCAUGGUAUCCAGCGAGUCCCUGCUGCAGCCGGAGGUGCGUACCCCUCCGGUGGGAAUGAGCCCCCGGGUUCUGAAGAAAUCCGUGUCUGCUGGGAGCGAAGGGUUCCUUGCCACCCCAGCUGACGACGAGCACCCGGCGGCGCCGUCUCCAGACUCCAAGGAGAUCGUGAGCACCACGAUGGUGACGGUGCAGCAGCCGCUGGAGCUGAACGGCGAGGACGAGCUGGUGUUCACGCUGGUGGAGGAGCUGACCAUCAGCGGGGUCCUGGACCGCAGCCGCCCCACCAGCAUCAUCAGCUUCAACAGCGACUGCUCGGUGCAGGCCCUGGCCUCGGGCUCCCGGCCCGUCAGCAUCAUCGGCAGCGUCAGCGAGGACCUGGAGUGCUGCCCCGGGGGGGCUCCCGUCUCCGAGGUCAGCAUCACGCAGUUCCUGCCCCUCCCGAAGCUGAGCCUGGACGAGAAGGGCCGGGAGGCGGGCAGCCGGCGGUCCUCCAUCAGCUCCUGGCUGAGCGAGAUGAGCGCGGGCAGCGACGGCGAGCAGCCCUGCCACAGCUGCGCGGCCCACGCGUGCUUUGGGCACGGGGAAGCGGCGGCAGACGCCCCCGCCUCCAAGUUGGUCAGCAGCACCCCGAACACGGCCGUGGUGUGCCGAGAGAAGCCCAAGGGGGGGCCCGACAGUGUGCUCAUCGUGUCUGAGAUGGGGGAGGACUCUUUCCACAAAGCCACCCCCAUCAGAGGCUGCAAGAUAUCCACGCUGGGCAAGGCCAUGGUCACCAUCUCCAACACGGCCAAUCUAAGUGGCUGUGAAGGGUACAUCCCCAUGAAAACCAACAUCACGGUGUACCCCUGCAUCGCCAUGAGCCCCCGGCACGUCCAGGAGCACAAGGUGGCCAGUGCCACCGUCCCCAAAGCAGCCCGGUCCCAGGAGAGCGAGGAGAACAGUGCGGGGAGAGAGAGGACAUUUGAGGACCCGUGGCUGAGACGAGAGGAGGAGGUGAAGAUAGAGGAUGCUUACCUCAGCGAAGGAGGAAUGAGGGAUGACACUGCCCCAGGCCCUAUGAAGCCUGAGGACAGAGCCGAGCGGGAACCGGACAGGAAGGCCAGCCCCGGGGACAGACUGACCAGCAGCAGCGGGGAGGUGUCUGCCUCGCCCGGGACCGACAGCCUCAGGAGGGUUGUGGACGGCUGUGAGAUGGCCCUGCCCAGCGUGGCUGCCCAGAGCCCCGUGCACCCCAACAAAAGCCUGAAGUCCAGCAGCCUGCCCAGGGCUUUCCAGAACGCCAGCCGGCAGGAGGCGCUGGAUGGCCUCCUCUACCACUGCGCCUCCGAGACCAACGGCAUCGGCGCCCCUCUGGGCACCCAGUCCUCCAAGGCAACCCUGGAGAGGAAGGCGGCCUCGCCCAAGCACUGCGUCCUGGCUCGGCCCAAAGGCAUCCCCCCUCUGCCCCCUGUCCGAAAGUCCAGCUUGGACCAGAAGAACCGGGCCAGCCCCCAGCACAGUGCCUGCAGCAGCAGCAGCAGCAGCAGCCCCUUGAACCAGCCUGCGCCCUGCUUGGCCAGCUUCCCAGAUGAGCCCAGUGGCAAGACGAAGGACCCCGGCAGCAGCAGCAGCAAGCUCUUCAGUGCCAAGCUGGAGCAGCUGGCCAGCAGGACCAACUCUCUGGGCAGGGCCACCGUCAGCCACUAUGAGUGCCUCUCGCUGGAGCGGGCGGAGAGCCUGUCCUCCGUGGGCUCCAGGCUGCUGGCGGGCAAGGACAGCACCCUGCCCCGAGCCGGGAGGAGCCUGGGCCGCAGUGCUGGGGCCUCGCCCACCAACGCAGGCCCCCUGCCGUCGGCCGGAGCCUCGCCCAAGGCCAGCCAGUCCAAGAUCUCUGCCGUGAGCAAGCUGCUCCUGGCCAGUCCCAAAGCGCGCAGCCUGUCCACCUCCACCACCAAGACGCUCAGCUUCUCCACCAAGUCCCUGCCGCAGUCGGUGGGCCAGAGUGCCAACCCGGCCCCUAGCGGGAAGCACAUGUCCUGGUCCACACAGUCUCUGAGCCGGAGCCGGGGCUCGGGCCUGGCCGCCAAGCUGCCGCUGCGCGUGGUGAACGGGCGCAUCUCGGAGCUGCUCCAGGGCAGCGCGGGCCCCCGGGCCCUGCAGCCGCGGGCGGGGCGCGAGGAGGAGCGCGCCGGGGUCCCCGAUGAGAAGCCAGCAGCGCCCCUGCUGCCGUCACCCUACAGCAAGGUCACCCCCCCCAGAAAGCCUCACCGCUGCAGCAGUGGCCACGGCAGCGACAACAGCAGCGUGCUGAGCGGGGAGCUGCCGCCCGCCAUGGGCAAGACGGCCCUGUUCUACCACAGCGGGGGCAGCAGCGGCUAUGAGAGCGUGAUGCGCGACAGCGAGGCCACGGGCAGCGCGUCCUCCGCGCAGGACUCCAUGAGCGAGAACAGCAGCUCCGUGGGCGGGAGGUGCCGCAGCCUCAAGACCCCAAAGAAACGCUCCAAUUCAAGUUCUCAGAGACGGAGGCUCAUCCCUGCACUGUCCCUCGACACCCCCUCUCCUGCGAGGAAACCCGCCAACAGCGCCGGGGUCCGCUGGGUGGACGGCCCCUUGUGCAGCACCCAGAGGGGCCUCGGGGAACCCUUUGAGAUUAAAGUCUAUGAAAUUGAUGACGUGGAGCGGCUGCAGCGGCGACGAGGGGGCAACAGCAAGGAGGUCAUGUGCUUCAAUGCGAAACUGAAGAUUCUGGAGCAUCGUCAGCAGAGAAUCUCCGAGGUCCGAGCCAAGUACGAGUGGCUGAUGAAGGAGCUGGAGAUGACCAAACAGUACCUGAUGCUGGACCCCAACAAAUGGCUCCGCGAAUUUGACCUGGAGCAGGUGUGGGAGCUGGAUUCCCUGGAGUACCUGGAAGCGCUCGAGUGCGUGACGGAGCGCCUGGAGAGCCGCGUGAACUUCUGCAAGGCCCACCUCAUGAUGAUCACCUGCUUCGACAUCACCUCCCGGCGCCGGUGA